AUGUCAAAAGAUGUGGAGAUUGGGGAUCGUGUCACCUCAGAGGACCUGGACUUGGAUGAUUUUGACGAGGAAGAGGAUCUUGGAUGGUCAUGGAACUACUUGGCUGUUUGCAUUCUCCUACCCCUCUUUAAUGGCUUCAACAAUGGCUAUGCAUGGGCCGGCAUCUCUCUUCACUAUGUGGACAUGGGCUGGCCUAUUUCAAGGGCCGGAUGGGCAUGCUGUAUUGGUUUUACCUCACGUUUGAUCUUUCAGCAAGUCAUGAUGCGGGGAGGCUUUUGGGUGGUGGUGCCACUGGGCCUGCUGCAUUUGGCGGCUGCGAUCAUUGGCGUCAUCUAUAGCACUGAGGCCUCUUCCACGGUGCUCGCCGUGUUCACCUUCGCCGUGGCUUCUUCCGUGACGAUCGGUGGCAUCAUUUACGAUGCCAGCGGGUGGAAAGGAAUGUCGGUCUUCCACACCAUCUGCCAGGUGGUCGUGUUGCUUCUGUUUGUGAGCCAGCCAGCGGUCCUGAGCUCCUUCUGGGAAGUCUUUGGGAGAGAGGAGAUCACAGAGGAGUGUGCUGCAGCGCUGCAGAAGCAUGAUUUGCAGUUGGAAGAUAUUGAUGAGAUGGAAGAGGAUGAGAAUGCAGACAACUCAGGCAGAAUGACCACCGCCAACAAGAAAACCGACGCCUCAGUGAGAGAAAGAGAAACCAUGACCAGCGGGACGCAGGCUACCGUGUUGUCGCGGAUCACGUCUUUGGUCAGCUUGAAGGAGUCCGAAGACUGGUUUGACGGUGGAGACUGUCGAUCCACCGAUCGGGCACCGGGGCGCGUGACCGCGGACUGGCAUGGGACCCUGGCGGGACUGGUGGUGCUGGUGGUUGACUCGGAUACCUUUCAACACCACUUCGCCGCCAACAGCAAUCUACGCGAGACCAUCGCACAGCGCCGAGGCCUGCGCGCACCGGCGGAGAGCGACGACGAGGAGGAGGAGGAGGAGAAGUCGACCUCCGUUCCGAAGGAUUUGCGAUUUCCCUUGCUCUUGUGCGUGAUGUGUUGCUUCAACAACACGGGGAGCUAUGUCAUUGAGUUCGGGACUUUUGCAAUCUUCUUCAAGGACUAUCAUGGCUGGGAGUCUGCGACCUGGGCGAGCCUGGCGCAGACGGCAGGAGAUUUGGUGGCUGCAGUGAUGAUGAAGGUCCUCAGGAGCGAUGUGGAGGAGGCCGAGAAUGUGAGUUGCCUGCGGCGGAUGAUUCUGCAGCCCUACAACAUCGCCUGUCUUCUCUUCGGCUGGGUGCUCUGCAACUUGGGGAUGGUGAGUCCCUUGUUGCCCAUCGCAGUGACGGCGCAGAUCAUCAUGGGCACGCUCUAUGUCUACACCAUCAAGAUGACGACGGAUCUGAAUCUCUUCUAUUCCAUGGGAGAUACAGCGCUCUUUGUGAAACUCCAGGGCUUUUGCAAAAACGCGGAAGCCCUGGGCGGCGGCAUUGCAAGCUGGAUCGGCCCUUUCUUGUACGCCACGGUGAACCCCUUCUUUCCUUUCAUCGUGAGCACUUGCAUGUCUUUGCUGGCCUUCUUACUCUUCACAGCAGGCUUUGGCCAUCGCGUGGGCUGUCUGGACAUCGACAGUGCGGAGGAGCAGCGGAGCCAACGCUUGGGCAAGAAGCGUGUGAGCCGGUGGAGCGUGGCGAGUCGCAAGUCGACAGUUGUAAUGCCUGAAAUAGAACUGGAGGAGAGCUAAUGCAGCGCUCAGUGCAAACUGCGGCAGGUUGUUGUUGGAGGCCAGGUGUGCCCCUUCCAUCUGUCAAUGUGUAAAAAGAC
Messenger RNA from Durusdinium trenchii, 1799 nucleotides. The record is from the annotation of a GenBank genome assembly. NCBI's taxonomy places the organism in Eukaryota, Dinophyceae, Suessiales, Symbiodiniaceae.